Messenger RNA from Kwoniella botswanensis, 2046 nucleotides. RefSeq names its product UV damage endonuclease UvdE. Gene Ontology annotation, cellular component: mitochondrion; nucleus. The transcript has 10 exons. The coding region runs from base 1 to 2046 and encodes 681 amino acids. Gene Ontology annotation, biological process: response to UV; mitochondrial DNA repair; nucleotide-excision repair. The record is from RefSeq and is a predicted model, not a curated record. NCBI's taxonomy places the organism in Eukaryota, Fungi, Basidiomycota, Tremellomycetes, Tremellales, Cryptococcaceae. Gene Ontology annotation, molecular function: endonuclease activity.
AUGCCCCCCAGAAGACUGAAAGUCAUACCCCCCGAACAACCCGGUUCACCAUCUCAGAUAAGUACCACCACCAUCACCGUCAAUCCAGCAGCAGCACCGAAACAUACCAUGAUAAACGCUUUGGAACAUAUGCCUCCACCCGAUCUCAUGAAGACCGAACGAGAUACCACAUCGGAUUCGGAUGAGGCUCUAACGCCCAUUACAUCAGAACAGGAAGAGGAAGUAAAACAUGCAGUGGACGAGGCUGUAGAUCGAAAUUUAUCAAAGAGGAAAAGAGGUGCAGCGAAGAAAGAUAUUUCGUAUGUCGAGGAAGAUCAAGAUGGAGGAUCGGAUUUUGCUGCUUCCGAAAGUGAAUUAUCGGAAGUUGAGCCUGAACCACCUAAAAAGAGAACACCAAAGAAGAAGGCCACACCUAAGAAGACAAAAGUAAAGGCUGAAGAAGGUGAAGGAGAAGAGGAAGGAGAAGGAGAAACACCAAAGAAAGUCAAAAAGGUGACACCGAAGAAAUCGAGAAUUGCAAAAGAUGAGCCUGAAUAUGAUGAAGAUGGGAAUGAGAUUGUUAAGAAAAAACGAAAACCAAAGGUAUACCCUAAGAAAGUAUAUGAGAUACCGGAUGUGGAAAGGAAAACAACCACGUUUAGAGGUCGACUGGGAUAUGCUUGUCUGAAUACUGUUUUAAGAGCGGAAAAACCAGAUAGUAUAUUCUGUUCCAGGACAUGUAGAAUAGCCAGUAUAGAAGAAGAAGGUAUGGAAUUACCGAAAGGAUUGGCUUUGAUGAAUGUGAGAGAUCUCAAGACGAUGAUACAAUGGAACGAAGACAACAAGAUUCGAUUUAUGAGAUUGUCCUCUGAGAUGUUCCCCUUUGCAUCUCAUGCCAAAUAUGGAUAUGAUCUGGCUUUUGCGGAUGAAGGUCUGAAAGAAGCUGGAGCUCUCGCCAAGAAAUAUGGACAUAGAUUGACUAUGCAUCCGGGACAGUUCACACAACUCGGUUCUCCCAAGCCCAACGUGAUUGAAGCCUCCAUACGAGAGCUGGACUAUCAAUGCGAGAUCAUGGACAGGAUGGGUAUUGGAGCAGAAGGCGUUAUGAUUAUACAUAUGGGUGGUAUCUUCGGUGACAAAGAGAGUACACUUGCUCGAUUCAAGGAAAACUAUACCACUAGGUUAAGCGAGGGUGUCAAGAAAAGACUGGUGUUGGAGAACGACGAGAUCUGCUAUAAUGUGGAUGAUCUCUUCCCUGUGUGCGAAGAAUUGGAUAUACCUAUUAUCUUCGACUAUCAUCACGACUGGAUAAAUCCAUCUUCUGAACCACCCGCUGUCCUCAUACCUAGAAUAGCCAAGACGUGGGAGAAACGAGGUAUACCCAUGAAGCAGCAUCUGUCAGAACCUCGUCCUGGUGCGGAGACAGUGAUGGAGAGGAGAGCGCAUGCAGAUAGGUGUAAAAGUCUACCUGAUGCUCUGCCGGAUGAUGUGGAUUUGAUGAUUGAGGCGAAAGAUAAGGAGCAAGCUGUGUUUGAGUUGUACCGAAUCUAUGGUCUUGAAGAAGUCAAUCAUGACAGUCUUCGACCACCUGAUCCUAAUCCCGGUAUGCACACCAAAGGACGAAAGAGCAGUCUAAAGAAGAAGCAAAAGGAGACUGGAGAUGUCGAUUCUGAAGGUGAACCUAUCAACCUAUCCGAUAUAGAGAAAGAGGGUGAUGGUGGUGUGGGUGAUACAAGUGUUGUGGAAGGACAUGUCAAGAAUGCGAUCAAUGAUGCAGGAAUGGAAGUGGAUGGUCAGACUCCACCUAAGAAAGGGAAAGCGAAGGGUAAAAGAAAGAGUGUAGGCGGUGAUGAUGAAGGGGAUGAAGCGAAAGCUGAUACUGAACAAGGAUCAGCUAAGAAGAAGAAAACUACCCCAAAGAAGGCUAAGAAGAAUGAGGAGAAUAAGGAGAAUGUGCCCGACGCAGAUGAGCAAAUUGAAAGUAAGACUGAGGAUGUUAAAGAAGAGCCGAAGAAAAAACCUGCGAAGAGAAAGGGUAGACAAAGCAAAGAGAAGGCAGCUGCGUAA